Messenger RNA from Pocillopora damicornis (cauliflower coral), 1699 nucleotides. RefSeq names its product galanin receptor type 1-like. Gene Ontology annotation, molecular function: G protein-coupled receptor activity. The record is from RefSeq and is a predicted model, not a curated record. Lineage: Eukaryota; Metazoa; Cnidaria; Anthozoa; Scleractinia; Pocilloporidae. Gene Ontology annotation, cellular component: plasma membrane. Gene Ontology annotation, biological process: G protein-coupled receptor signaling pathway.
AAUUAAAGGUAGUAUUUACAUUAAGAGUGAGCCAAAAACCUAUUAAUCACAUAUGACAUAAUAUCUAAAUUUUAAUGUGCCUGAGGCGAAUUUUCUAGUGACUUUGAUAUCACAGCUGACCAAUUCAGCGAAACUUUCUGCUUUCUCUCUCUCUCUCUCAGUUUGAGAGUAAGAUAAGAAAGUAAGAGUAAUGCUUACUAUCAUAACCAUUUUGUCAUCGCUGCUUAAAAAAUAUGUAUGAAGCCCGAAGCGAUUAUUAUGAUGAAAGUCAUAAAGAUUGCAAUCACCCUCUUCGGUUGAUGUUAGUUAUUCCGUGUCCUCAAGAAAAAUUAUGAGACAGAAAGGGAAAUCCGUAUGGCGCUGGCCGGAUUAUGAAGAUUUCCCUUUAGUUACUUUUAGCUUCGUGUGGAAAGUAUUGUGAUUUCCUGAUGCAGCUUCUUAUCGCCGAAGCCAGUUUAGUUUAGAGCCAAUCUCACCGCUGUUCGCCUUUACAUUAAUCUUCCGUCUCUGUCCUAUGAUUUUUACUGAAUGUCCUCACCUGAGCGAAAGACCGAGCUGUAACCACAAGAAAACACAGCAAGUAAAACAUCGACUUUGCUCUUUCACCGGGAAAAUUCAAUUAGUGUCGACCUUAUCAUUAUUGUUCGGGCUGUUGGAACUUAUUUGCAUAGCUGUCAACAAACUACAUAUUCCGCGACUUCUAAGGUAAAACACAACCAAACCCCCGCUGUAGCGGAGAAGUGGUAGCUGAAGAUACACAAUGUCUUCUAUAUCAAAUAAUAGCUCAAUGACAAACACAAGCGCGCCACAGGAUUCUUCAAACCAGUCAGGCCGCUCCACUGUAGAUGUCGACAUGGCCUUCUUCUGGUUAAUAAUCAUAGUUGGUGUUGUAGGCAACUCGCUUGUCAUAACUGUGGUCAAAAUGAUACGCAGUAUGCGAACAGCUACCAAUUACCUCCUGGUAAAUGUGGCAGCCGCCGAUGUUACUACGUUAGUGUUCACGGCAAUCCAUUUUCUCAUUAGAAAAAUCCAUCCCACUUCACCGAAGGCACUUCUCAGUUUUCUUUGCGCGUUCAUUAAUAACAACACUAUCGUCAUAGUAACACUCUUAGUGACGUCAUUGACCAUGACUCUCCUAGCCUUUGAAAGGUACCACGCUCUGGUGAAACCGCUUAUCAACUCCGGCAGGCUCACUAAUGGCAACAUUGCUUACGUCAUCACUGCCAUUUGGGUCGUUGCCAUAGCGAUGGUGACGCCGCUGUUUGCAGGCUUCUCUUAUGAUUCAACAGCGGGUACUUGCCAUGCAGAUUUAGAAGAAUUGGCAAUCUACGUCAGUUGUCUUUUUAUUGUUCUGACUUUUAUUCCGUUCAUCAUUAUCGCCUAUUGUUAUUCCCAAAUUGUAUACGGCCUUUACGUCAAGAAGACAAUUUGCAGCAACAAAAGUGAAAGAGCAGAAACCCCAGAAGAAGCAAGAGAAAAGAGAAGAUUGGUGAUCCUGCUGAUCUUGUUAAGUGUGGUGUUCUUCACAGCUUUCGUCCCUUACGGUCUUUUGAUCAUACUGAAUUUUAACAGGAUGAAUAUUGCGUAUCUAACAGGCCUCCGGCACGUUGCACAGUAUCUUACGCUUCUCAGUUGUUCAGUAAACCCGUUUAUCUACGCUUUUCAAAGCUCAAGUUACAGACACAGUUUUAAUUUCCUU